Neltuma alba is the source of this 574-nucleotide messenger RNA. RefSeq lists its product as uncharacterized. Gene Ontology annotation, cellular component: endoplasmic reticulum. The transcript has 2 exons. NCBI's taxonomy places the organism in Eukaryota, Viridiplantae, Streptophyta, Magnoliopsida, Fabales, Fabaceae. The record is from RefSeq and is a predicted model, not a curated record. The coding region runs from base 52 to 540 and encodes 162 amino acids.
CUGAAUUUGUAAGCCUUACUUUAUCACUAGAUCAGAGUAGUGCCAGGGAAAAUGGGCUCUGUGGAAAAAGCGGUAGAUGCCUUCCUGUUCUCUGGCAUGCUUGUAGUAGCAGUGGCAUGUGUACUUAUAUACACUCAAGUCCUUCUCCCUCAAGCUCCCUUCCCUCAUUUCCUUGUCCAACUCAAGAAUUGGUACGUCGACCGGUAUGAUCACUAUCUGUUGAGAGAACGGCCCCCUUUCUUCGUUGGACUCAUCUGGUAUGAGUUCCUCUUUGAUGUGCCAAUCAUUGUCCUCAAUCUUUACGCCAUUUUGACUGCCAAACCCUGGUUCAAAACCACUUGCUUGAUCUACGGUGUUGCUGUGUGUACUGCAAUGACUGCUGUACUACCAGAAAUGUUGGCUGCAGGAGAGAAAUCUUCUAAGUUGAUGUCAAUAUACAUCCCUCUCAUAGGUUUAGGAGUGGUAGCAGCUCUGCGAGGUUUGCCAUCUCAUUCCAUAUUUGGCAUGAGCCCUGAAGCGUCCACCAAAAAGCACGUUUGAAGUUGAAGUAAUUGGUCUCUCUUCUAUGGAUUUG